AGUGUCGCCGCGGACAUGGCGGGAGCGAGGGCGCUGCUGAGGCUGUGCCUGCUGGGAGGCGUGCUGCUGGCGUGCAGCGCUGGCACGGACCCCCAGCCCUCCCCCGGGCCGUGGCUGGCCCCCCGGACGGGCCCCGCCCCUCAGCAGACACGCUCCGGCCGGCGGGGCGGGCGGCCCCGUGGUCAGCCGGGCGGUGGCGACGCCAGCAGUGCGUCACCGGAGAAUGAGACUGCGAGGGCGUCGUCUCCGCGCUCGGAGGCAGAGCAAGAGCAAGAGGAAGACAACACGGCUCAACAGGUGAUCCUGAUGCUUCAACGGCUCAACGACCGCCUCACCGCGCUGCAGGCGUUGGACGAACAACAGAUACGGAAGCUUGAAUCCAUAGACUACAGGCUCACGAAGCUGGAGGUGCAGACGCAGGAGAAGCACGAGGCGGUACGCACGGAGCUGCGCGAGGUGACGCGGCGCGUGCAGCAGCUCGACUGGCAGAGCAGCAAGAUGGAGGGGGCGGUGGAGGGCGUCCGGUCCGACAUGGCGGGCCUCAAGCACGGCCAGGACCUGCUGCGUGGCAUGCACGGCACUGAUGCGAGGACCCCCACCCUGGCCCAGGAGGAGACACACAGCAAGCUGCAGAUGCUGGCCGUGUCCAUCUACAGCGUGCGCGGGGCGCUGGGCGUCAUGCAGGAAGACAUCGCCGCCGUCAAGAAGAACGUCAGCGUCCUUACCAACACAACCCACGCCAUCAGCUCGCGGAGCAAGGAGCUGCUGACGACACGGCACUUCACGGCCGCCGUGCUGGAGGCGCGGCAGCACACGGCCCUGCCCGUCGCCGCACUGCCCCCCGACGCCCGCCGCCCGCCGGGCGAGCCCCUGCCCCUGGACUGCCUCGCGGUGCGCGAGCUGGGACACAACCGGUCCGGGAUCUACAGGGUGCAGCCCCCCGGGGCCUCCCAGCCCUUCUUCGUGUCCUGCGACCUGGAGGUGGCCGGCGGGGGCUGGACCGUGCUUCAACAACGCAGCGAAGGGACAGUAGACUUUUUCCAUGGUUGGCAAGACUACAAACAUGGAUUCGGUAACAUUGGAGGAGAGUUCUGGAUUGGCCUAGAAAAGAUCCAUCUUCUGACCAACUACAAGGUGAAUGAGCUGCUGAUAGAGUUGGAAGACUUCACCCUGGAGAGAGCCAAUGCACAAUACUCCGCAUUUGCGAUUGGUGCAGAAGUUGAAGGCUAUCCGAUAUCAGUUCUCGGCAAAUACAAUGGAACAGCAGGGGACUCGCUGGUGUACCACGCGGGCAUGAAGUUCUCCACCCACGACGUGGACCACGACAACUGGGCGGACGGCAACUGCGCGCAGUCCCACGGAGGGGCCUGGUGGUACAACGGCUGCGACACCAGCAACCUGAACGGGAGGUACCUCAACGGGGAGGUGCCGGAGAGCUACGAGUACCAGGGCAUGUACUGGUACGACUGGCACGGCCCCAGCUACUCGCUGAUGAAGUCCCGCAUGCUGGUGCGACCCAGGACGGGCCUGUACACCGGCCGGCACGCCGCGGGGAAGGAGGCUUCCCAGACCAACCACAGCACAAAGGACAAAGGGAAACAGCUCGCCGACAGCGGCGAAGCAGGUUCAACGGAGAUUGAAGACAACCCCAUGCUCGGACACGUGACGAACGCAGACGACACUCACAACCACGAGUAGUAGUUAUGAACAGUUACUGCACUCCAUGUUAAGCAAUUUUAUAAGAACAAAAGGUGUUUUAAACACUACUUUUCAACCUUGACUUUGAAUUAUUACAAAAAUUUUUUUUUGCAGCAGAUAUUAUUACAUUAAAUUUAUAAAAUGACAUAAGCAAAGUUCUAAACACUGGGAAGAAAAUGUUUCUUCUAGCUAACUGUUUCAAAAUAUGUAAAAUAAUCAUUCUUCUGUUUUAAAACAACAGACACAAUACUUAAAUAAGUAUGAUUAUGUACGAAUUCAAGAGAAGUUAAAAUAUAUUAUUUUUAAAAAAAAAGCAUACUGAAAAAAUACAUGUAUAAAUAAAACUUUUACAAUGAU
Molecule: messenger RNA, 2055 nt
Organism: Bacillus rossius redtenbacheri
Lineage: Eukaryota; Metazoa; Arthropoda; Insecta; Phasmatodea; Bacillidae
Product: angiopoietin-related protein 2-like
Exons: 9
Coding region: 16-1698 (560 amino acids)
Source: RefSeq, a predicted model, not a curated record